Misgurnus anguillicaudatus (oriental weatherfish) is the source of this 4411-nucleotide messenger RNA. The record is from RefSeq and is a predicted model, not a curated record. NCBI's taxonomy places the organism in Eukaryota, Metazoa, Chordata, Actinopteri, Cypriniformes, Cobitidae.
AGCAGUCUUGGACUUCCAGGGUCUCCGACCCUACCAUCCAAGCACAACGAUAAGUCUUGGACUUUUGAAAGUCUUGGACUUCUAGGGUCUCCAACCCUACCAUCCAAGCACGACGAUAAGUCUUGGAUUUUUUGAAGUCUUGGACUUCCAGGGUCUCCAACCCUACCAUCCAAGCACGACGAUAAGUCUUGGGCGGGACAGGCCACCUGCCAUCCUAGAAGUGUUUAAUUUCCAGGGUCUCUGACCACCGUCCGAGCCCGACGAGAGGUGUCCAGAGCAUACACGCAAGCGGGACAAGGCUACCUGCCAUCCUGGAAGUCUUGGACUUCCAGGGUGUCGGACCCUACUGGCUCGGACGAGAGGUGUCCAGAGCAUACACGCAAGUGGGUCAGGGCCGCCUGCCAUCCUGAAGUAUAGGACUUCCAGAGUGUCUGACCCUACCGGCCGAGCCCAAAGACAGGACUCAGAAACGGAUGCACAGGCGGGACAAGGCCGCCUGCUCUCCUGGAAGUUUUGGACUUCCAGGGUCUCUGACCUUACAGGUCAAGCCAGACGAGGUGUCCAGAGCAUACGCGCAAGCGGGACAGGGCCGCUUGCCGUCCUAGAAGUCUUGGACUUCCAGGGUCUCUGACCUUACAGGGCAAUCCCGACGAGGGGUGUCCAGAGCAUACGCAGAAGCGGGACAGGGCCGCUUGCCAUCCUGCAAGUCUUGUACUUCUAGGGUCCAUGACCCUACAGGCAGAGCCCGACAAGAAGUCUUGGACUUCCAGGGUUUCCAACUCUACUGUCCAAGCUUGAUGAUAAGUCUUGGGCAGGACAGGGCUGCCUGGCACCAGGAAGUUUUUGACUUCCAGGGUCUCUGACCUUACGGCCAAUUCUGACGAGAGGUGUCCAGUGCAUACGCGCAAGCGGGACAGGGCCGCUUGCCGUCCUAGAAGUCUUGGACUUCCAGGGUCUCUGACCUUACAGGGCAAUCCCGACGAGGGGUGUCCAGAGCAUACGCACAAGCGGGACAGGGCCGCUUGCCGUCCUGCAAGUCUUGUACUUCUAGGGUCCAUGACCCUACAGGCAGAGCCCGACAAGAAGUCUUGGACUUCCAGGGUUUCCAACUCUACUGUCCAAGCCUGAUGAUAAGUCUUGGGCGGGACAGGGCUGCCUGGCACCAGGAAGUUUUUGACUUCCAGGGUCUCUGACCUUACGGCCAAUUCUGACGAGAGGUGUCCAGUGCAUACGCGCAAGCGGGACAGGGCCGCUUGCCGUCCUAGAAGUCUUGGACUUCCAGGGUGUCUGACCCUAACAGCCGAGCCCAAAGAUAGGACUCAGAAAUGGAUUCUCUUUUGGCCGCUUGCCGUACUCAGAAAUGGAUGUACAGGCAGGACAGGGCCGCCUGUUGUCCUGGAAGUUUUGGACUUCCGACCCUACUGGCCAAUCCUGACGAGGUGUCCAGAGCAUAUGCGCAAGCGGGACAGGGCCACUUGCCGUCUUGCAAGUCUCGGACUUCUAGGGUCUCUGACCCUACCAUCAAAGCUUGACAAUAAGUCUUGGGUGGGACAGGGCUGCCUUUCAGGGUCUCUGACCUUACCUGCCAAUCCUGACAAGAGGUGUCCAGAGCAUACGUGCAAGUGGGACAGGGCCACUUGCCGUCCUGGAAGUCCUGGACUUCCAGAGUGUCUGACCCUACCGGCCGAGCCCAAAGACAGGACUCAGAAACGGAUGCACCGGCGGGACAGGGCAGCCUGCUCUCCUGGAAGUUUUGGACUUCCAGGGUCUCUGACCUUACCGGCCAAUCCCGACGUGAGGUGUCCAGAGCAUAGGCGCAAGCGGGACCGGGCCGCUUGCCGUCCUGCAAGUCUUGUACUUCUAGGGUCCACGACCCUAUCGGCAGAGCCAGAUGAGGAAUGUCCAGAGCAUAUGCGGAAGUGGGACAGGGCCGCCUGCCGUUCUGGAAGUCUUGGACUUCCAGGUUGUCUGCCCUACCAGCCAAGCUUGGCGAGAAGUGUCAAGAGCACACGCAAGCGGGACAGGGCCACCUGCCAUCCUGGAAGUCUUGGACUUCCAGGGUGUCUAACCCUAACAGCCGAGCCCAAAGAUAGGACUCAGAAACUGAUGCACAGGCGGGACAGGGCCACCUGUUGUCCUGGAAGUUUUAGACUUCCAGGGUCUCCGACCCUACCAGCAGAGCCCGAUGAGAAGUCUUGGACUUCCAGGGUGUCUGUUCCUAACAGCCGAGCCCAAAGAUAGGACUCAGAAAUGGAUGCACAGGUGGCACAGGACCGCCUGUUGUCCUGGAAGUUUUGGACUUCCAACCCUACUGGACAAUCCCAAUGAUGUGUCCAGAGCAUACGCGCAAGUGGGACAGGGCCACUUGCAGUCUGCAAGUCUUGGACUUCUAGGGUCUUCGACCAUACCGGCAAAGCCCGAUGAGAAGUUUUGGACUUCCAGGGUCUUCGACCCUACUGUCCAAGCUUGACUUUGGCGAGACAGGGCUGCCUGCCAUCCUGGAAGUUUUUGAUUUCCAGGGUGUCUGACCCUACCAGCCAAGCUUGACAAGAGGUGUCCAGAGAAUACACGCAAGCAGGACAGGGCCCCCUGCUGUCCUGGAAGUCUUGGACUUCCAGGGUGUCUGACCCUUACAGCGGAGCCCAAAGAUAGGACUCAGAAACGGCUGCACAGGUGGGACAGGGCCACAUGCCAUCAUGGAAGUUUUGGACUUCCAGGGUCUCCGACCCUACCAGCUGUGCCCGACAAGAACUCUUGGACUUCCAGGGUGUCCGACCCUUCCGGCUUAGCCCGAAGCAAGGACUCCAAAGAGGACACGCAGGCGGGACAGGGCCGCCUGAUGUCCUGGAAGUCUUGGACCUCCAGACGGCCGAGCCUAAAGAGAGAGCUCACUCCUAUACAUGGUCAUGAUCAGCAUUGGCCAUUAACGUUGUGAAAAAGCUUUAGAGAAAUCGUAAGAGGGAGAGGCUCACAUAGCGUCAGCUUCAAACGCAAUGUCGAGAGACUGUUCUCGAAAGGGAACAACGUAAAGCUAGGCAAACACUAAACAUACUAGCCUAAACUGAACUAUAAACGUAACAGUAAACUAAACUUUAAAUAACUAGACUUAAUAGACUUCAUACAGGAAACAUACAAACGAAUCAGCACAGGACAGCAAACACAAGCUUAUCAAGGGGGCAACAGGUGUGGGGCAUAUAACAAUAGCAAGAUAAUUAACCCAAUUAACACCAAAGCAAACAAUGACAUGUGCUUCCACACAAAACAAGUAACGUUGUCACGAUCCUGACAAAAGUCUAGAAAAGCAUGAAUGAUAGAGGCAGGAUCGUGACAUAUGGUGAAAUUAUCAUAUUUUUGUCUUUAACUUCUUCUGUGAGUUCAAUUUGUUUUACAGAUAGUAAAAACAGUUGAUGGAAUGUUGUUAGAUGACCAACUCAGGUAGGAAGCUGCAGAUGAGGGGAAAGACAGAGAUGAAGCAGGAGGACCAGGCUCCAUGACUGAUGGAAAGCUCUUCAUACAGGCAUCAGUCAACCAGAACACCCAAGAGGAUGCUGCACAUUUACCGUGAUGAAACUGUGAAGACAACUCAGACAGAGACUGAAAAGAUUCAAAACAACACCACUGAAACACUGAAUAAUCACGUGAUCACAAAGCAUUCAAGAGACGGACACGCGCCUCCGCCAGUAAUAACAUAAUAAAAGUAAAUAAAUAUAUAAAAGAUGAAAGUGCUUCUUCCAGUGCUGAGUUCGGGACCGAAAUUGCCUGUUUAGAGCCAAUUUAACAUAGAAUAUUUAUUUAAUAAAAACAGAAAUAUUAAUCGACUUUAACUAAAGGUUUAAUUAUCGUGCAGUGUCCUCAAUAUUAUUUCUGCGUAUACGUUCAUGCAGAUUUUGCCCGGAUUAUUGAAUGAACAGACCCUUUUAUGGACAUUAUUUAUGGUUAUAUUAAAGGAGUUAUGCAGUCCAAAACAGACGUUUACUGUAGUAAAACCAUGUUUUGCCAAUGGUAAUCAAUAAUGCAAGACAACAUGGUUAAUUUUCAUAAGGGUCCUCGAUUAAAGGUAUGAUGUAGGAACACAUCUAGGAUUUUAACUGUUCUUUGCUAGAUGUUAACUUUGAAUUGAACAGUACUUGGCCAUCUACUGAUGACGUUUCAAAAGUAUUCAGUCUUUAUAAUACAAGUCCAGACAGAAAAUGCAUAUUAAUAAGUGGCCAACACAUACCACUCAGUAAUUUCAGUGCAGUUCCUCCCCCCACACCCACCACUCAUGCAACCAUUACGGCAAGAAACUAAUUUUUAUAAAACAGUUCAGUAAACGGAUUGUUUAAUUUAAUAUGUUUUGUUUAAUUCAAAUAUAACGUUUUGGAAUGUUUUAUGUCAUAAAUUUUCUUUGGGGGGGGGCAUGAAGGGAUGC